GUACACUGGUGUUUGGUCGGAGUAGCUGGUGUGUGUGGACCCGUGGAAAUGUGAGUGCUUUGCAUGCACAGUCCAGCUGGAGGGUUUGUGAAGACAGUGAGUGCAGCUACUGGAGUCAUGGUUGCCCGGUUCUUAAUUGCAAGGUUUUUACUGCUUUAUGUUUUGAGUGAUGUGAACUAUUCCUCAGCUCUUCCCAAAGCCACAAGUUCUGUGCAGCCUAGAACGUGGCAGGGUGGAAGAGGGGAACAAGAUGUAUGGAAAUCCUCGCCCUUUCCAAUACAUGAGGGCUCUGAGGCCGACAGAUCCACAGAUCUACCCUAAUGUGCGUAAUCAGAUUCAAGUCGAAUCCCCAAGAUCAUAUCAGCAACGCUCUAAUAUUCCCACCAACAGACCCAUGGAAACAUCGCUGGUCCAGCCACGAGCACACAGAAACAAUCUUGUGGCCAAGCCCAGGAGCUUUGACAUAAGCCUGAGGAUUCCUUUUGCUCACUCUCAUGAUCGUGCUAAUCCUCCUCGGUACGGACCAAGCGGCCUUACUAUUGACAAGAGUUUUAAUAAUCCCCGCAGAGACCAUGCCCAUGAUCCUUCAAACCUGGGCUACCAGUUCAGCUUAUCCAUUCCCUUUUCACAUGGUUCUCCACGCCCUCCAGGUAGCCAGGAACAUCACGGUGGAUGUCGACACAGGCCUGAGAAAGAUGAUUUGAGUCGUCAAACAGAGCAUUUGCCAGUUCACACAAGGCUGUACCCUGACCAGCAUCAUGAUGAAGGCCGCCUGCAGGAGUUUGCAUUUCCGAAGCCAGCUGGAGAAGAACACCCAUCAAGGCCACGUCAUCCUCAAAGAUAUGCCGACCCUUACAGUGGAUACUACAACUUCCAGAUGAAUCCUACGUGGAAUAACUACUAGUGGCAUUACCGUGGACCUCAUUGGGGUCAUGUAAAGCAUCCAUCUUCUGACCCUUGGCCAAAUUUCCAUCGGUCAGCUUCAGACUGGCAUGGAUGGAAGACAUGACCCAAACUCACAGGGCAGAGGUGGGUCAUUAGU
Haplochromis burtoni (Burton's mouthbrooder) is the source of this 1042-nucleotide messenger RNA. RefSeq lists its product as uncharacterized. Bases 251 to 904 code for a protein of 217 amino acids. The record is from RefSeq and is a predicted model, not a curated record. NCBI's taxonomy places the organism in Eukaryota, Metazoa, Chordata, Actinopteri, Cichliformes, Cichlidae. The transcript has 3 exons.